AUGGCAACAACGCAAGAAUCGCAGAGCCCCGACCCAAGAUCGCGGAAAUCCGACACCUACGAGCUUGAGGAACACCAACACCAUGGACAGGAGAACGAUCAAGCGCACCUGGAAAGCGACCCAGGAGCCCCAAAAGGCAUCAACAACCGACGUCCUUUGGCAUCAGAUCACCACGAGGACACAGGUAGUACCGGCAAAGUCACCCCUGCUCCUCUAGCCAAUGGCGUUCAGACCGCGGAUGAGCCCGACGCGAACAUCGUCGACUGGGACGGGCCUGACGACCCAGCCAAUCCUCAGAAUUGGUCGCCGUUGAAAAAAUGGGGAAAUAUCGUCGUCCUCGCCAUCAUCACAUUCAACGUCCCGCUCGCUUCCACCAUGUUUGCGCCUGGCGUGCCCCAACUCCUCGAGGACUUCAACACACAUAGCGAGUCCCUGGCUACUUUUGUGGUGUCUGUGUACAUCCUUGGUUUGGCCGUAGGACCCCUUGCGUUAGCACCGAUGAGCGAGCUUUACGGAAGAGUGAUGAUCUACCACGUCGGAAACGUUCUCUUUAUCAUAUUCACGGUCGGAUGUGCUCUCUCAACUAGCUUGGACAUGCUUAUUGCCUUUCGCUUCCUCGCAGGACUGGUUGGCGCUGGUCCCAUCACAAUUGGCGGUGGCAGUAUUGUCGAUCUCACGACCAUCCAACAGCGUGGAACGGCCAUGUCCAUUUGGAGCCUGGGACCACUUAUGGGCCCUUCGAUCGGUCCAAUUGCUGGAGGCUUCCUUGCCCAAGCUGAAGGCUGGCGUUGGAUCUUUUGGGUCCUCACGAUAACUGCCGGUGUAAUAACAAUCAUGGGCUUCGCCGUUCUCCGUGAAACACACCCGCCGACGCUUUUGAAGAGGAAGACGAGACGCCUCCAGAAGGAGACCGGCAACACGCAGCUGCGCUCCAAGCUCGACUCGAACAUCGCUCCGAGGCAGCUAUUCCUCCGGUCUAUUUUGCGUCCUUCAAAGCUCUUGAUCUUCUCUCCAGUCUGCCUCCUGCUUAGCGUAUAUGCCGCCUUCAUCUACGCUAUGAUUUACUUCAUGUUCAGCACCUUCAGUUUCGUCUUCCAGGAUCACUAUGGCUUCGGCCAGGGCACUACUGGCUUGGUAUACAUCGCUCUCGGCAUCGGCAUGAUGCUUGGCCUCGUGGUCCAGCAGGCGACGGGAGACAGAAUUCUGAGGAAUCUGGCCGAGAAACACAACAACGGUAAACCGAAGCCUGAAUAUCGGCUCCCUAUAAUGAUGCUGGGUGGCAUUCUGAUUCCCUCUGGACUCUUUAUAUACGGAUGGACAGCGCAAAAGCAUAUCCAGUGGGCCGUGCCUCUCCUGGGGACGCUCGUUGUCGGUGCAGGUGUAUGCAUUAUCAACAUCAACGUCAACCUGUACCUUGUGGAUGCAUAUACCAUCUACGCAGCUUCGGCUCUUGGCGCAUCGACCGUCUUGCGCUCUGUUUUUGGUGCUACGUUCCCAUUGUUUGCCCUGCAGCUUUUUAAUAGCCUCGGUCUCGGCUGGGGUAAUAGUCUGCUCGGCUUCGUUGCGCUAGGCAUGUGGCCGAUUCCACCACUCUUCAUCAAGUACGGCGAGUACUUGCGAACGAGUCCCAAAUUUCAAGUCAAACUGUGA
This is a messenger RNA of Ilyonectria robusta, 1650 nucleotides long. Its product is annotated as major facilitator superfamily transporter. Gene Ontology annotation, biological process: transmembrane transport. Lineage: Eukaryota; Fungi; Ascomycota; Sordariomycetes; Hypocreales; Nectriaceae. The record is from RefSeq and is a predicted model, not a curated record. The transcript has 3 exons. Bases 1 to 1650 code for a protein of 549 amino acids. Gene Ontology annotation, molecular function: transmembrane transporter activity.